ACCUUGUCCUUUCUGUCACUUCCAUGCCCCCACUUCGCAAAUGGCUCACUCAUACUGAAGGUGUAUUUGUUUUGCCAGGACCGUCGGUAUGCUGAUCUGUCUGAGAAUGAUCUUCCCUCUUGUGAGAGUUUGAAGGAUACGAUUGCCCGUGCCCUGCCGUUCUGGGAUGAGGAGAUUGUGCCGCAGAUUAAAGCUGGGAAACGGGUCCUGAUUGCAGCUCAUGGUAACAGCCUGAGGGGGAUUGUCAAACAUCUGGAAGGCAUGUCUGAGGAAGCUAUCAUGGAACUGAACCUCCCAACGGGAAUCCCCAUCAUGUAUGAGCUCGACUUGAACCUGAAGCCAGUGAAACCCAUGCAGUUCCUGGGAGAUGAGGAGACAGUGAAGGCAGCAAUGGCUGCUGUGGCUGCUCAGGGCAAAGCCAAGAAAUGAACAGUGGCACUGAGGAAGGAUGCAAACAAGUAGAAGAGCAGAAGAAUUCCAUGAUAUAAUAUCUUAAGGGAAAAACUGUAUAUGUAUGCAUUAGGUGAAACUGUGACAACACAUACUCAGUUAUCAUUGGAGAGGAUUUGUACUUCCUAUCAUGCUUAUUGAACACACUUGCUUUGCACCUCCCCUUCACCAAUUUUUCACUCUUUCCCACACCCCCUUUUCCUUAUCCUCUCUUGCCUGUAGUGACUUGUGUUGUCGGUUUUGGCUUCUAAGAGCUAUUGUGCAUUACGCAGUCUUCAUUGUGAGUGUGAACUGUAGAGUAUUAUGUUGCUCCUCCGUGAAAAAAUGUAUUUCAGUUCAUAUCCGGGAUUGCAGCUGAUUUAAUUGACAUAGAGUCCUCUUUCGUACAUUGGUCAGAUUACAGAGCCAUCAUAGUUCUUAAUUAACUCUCAGCUCAAUCUCAAAAGUGAUAGCAUUGUGCCCUCCUCAGUCCAGUCCCCAAUGUCCUUAUCGGUAAAAUACUUUCAGUGCCACUGAACAGACAAUGGCAUGGCGUUAAAGAAUUCUAUUCGUCAAACUGUCCCUGACUAGUAUGAUCAAGUGGAGUGAGUUCACCACAUUAACACUCCGUGGGAAUACCAACGAGUGAGUAAAUGAAUAUCCUGGAAGAAGUCGGGCAAGUCACAUAUUUAAGGUAUAGUUGUCAGUUUUUAAAUAGUGGAUCAUGAAUUGGACAGAUUUAGGUAAAGAAUGAAUUAAUGAGGUGACAGAUAUUUUACUGGUGCCUCACAUGAUGGGCUGAGUGGCCAUCUCUAUAAUCACAACCAAAGACCAAUUGCAAGUACCUCAAUAAAUCAAUCCUUGAGCAAAACAUGCAGCUGUUCAAUUCAGCCUGUAUCCUGAGUAUUUUUGAUUUGACAAAGAGCUAAGAAUGGUGUUAGGUUGUGUUUCCAAUACCUGAGAAGUGCUGUCCUCUGUCACUGUUACAUUCUCCAGUCUUUUCACCACCCACCUCUUUGUGUCUGCUUUGCUGCUUGAGGGUGGUGCUGAUUAUUACAGUAAGGAGCUGACAAGAUCCCACAUGUGACCUGAAGGCCAUUGUAUGCCCAUUUGUGCAUUGCAAACCUUCCUGUGAAUAAAUGUAGCUUUGAGGACA
This is a messenger RNA of Chiloscyllium plagiosum (whitespotted bambooshark), 1585 nucleotides long. NCBI's taxonomy places the organism in Eukaryota, Metazoa, Chordata, Chondrichthyes, Orectolobiformes, Hemiscylliidae. The record is from RefSeq and is a predicted model, not a curated record.